Molecule: messenger RNA, 1269 nt
Organism: Erpetoichthys calabaricus (reedfish)
Lineage: Eukaryota; Metazoa; Chordata; Cladistia; Polypteriformes; Polypteridae
Product: olfactory receptor 1-like
Exons: 2
Coding region: 268-1215 (315 amino acids)
Biological process (GO): G protein-coupled receptor signaling pathway
Cellular component (GO): membrane
Molecular function (GO): G protein-coupled receptor activity; olfactory receptor activity
Source: RefSeq, a predicted model, not a curated record
AACUCUGGGUGGCACAAAUUCUAUGUCAUUUAUUCAGAUAUUAGCAUUAAGUUAUGUUUGUUUUCUAAACAUUUUUGUGUAAAUUAUUAACAAAAACAUUUGCAAGAUAAUGAAGUUUCCUCCAAAAUUGGCAUCUCUUCUCUGCAAUAAAAGAAGGAAAAUUUAAGCCAACAACGAUCACAGAUCAGAACAACACGGGUCAGCCGGCUCCCCAGAUCUGCUUAAUCCAACUCUGGAGGACAGGGAAAGCUUGAAGUAUCAUCAACAAUGAUGACCAAUAUCACCAUCACUGUGACUGAAUUCAUCCUGCAUUGUGAAAUCCGAUAUGAGCAGAGAACCUUCACAGUCGCCAUUCUCUCUUUUGUCUAUUUAGUGACUCUUUUAGGAAACAUCUUGGUAAUUCUGGUCAUAAGAAUGAACAAUCAUCUCCAAACACCAAUGUACUUGUAUAUCAGUGCCUUAGCAGUUGUCGACCUAGUGAACAGCUCGAAUAUUAUUCCUAAAAUGGUCGCCGUUCUUUUAGACUUUGUUAUAGUUCCCUAUGGCCCUUGUCUGUUGCAGAUGUAUAUCGUUUUUUACUUGGAGUUUGUGGAAUCACUAUUUUUUGUGUUCAUGGCAUGUGAUCGGUUUGUUGCUGUGCUUUAUCCACUGCAGUACCCUUCAUUGGUUACAAAUAAAUUCGUUUGGAUGAGUAUUUUCCUAUCCAACGUUGUUGGUGUUAUAAUGUGUACACCAUACAUGAUCUUUGUCACUGAGCUGCAUUUUUGUGUCACUAACAUCCUGCCAUAUUGCUUCUGUGAUUAUGCCACAAUGGUACGUAUCUCCUGCACUGAUAAUCCCAAGUAUUUAGUCCUUUUGUCCACCACCGCUACUAUGUUUGGUGUUUUUCCCAUAGCACUAAUCCUUUUUUCCUACUUUCGGAUUGCUCAGGCAGCAUUAAAGAUCACAUCCGUGGAAGGAAAGAGGAAAGUUUUAAGCACUUGCAUGACCCACCUGAUGGUAAUGGGGUUGUUUUAUCUGCCAUUAAUGAUAUCAUACAUUUUACCAGGAAUUGGAGUGAAACUUUCCAUGGAGGUUUAUAAUACUCUGGUAAUUGUAGCCAAUGUAGUUCCACCCAUGAUGAAUCCUAUAAUUUAUAGCUUCAGGAAUACAGAAAUUAAGAACACUAUUUCCAAACUUUUUAUGGCAAUACGAACAUCACCAAAUACCAGUUAGCAGAACCAGUGUAUAAAAUGUGCAACAAUGGCAGGGAACAAAUGUUUGCUGAAA